Messenger RNA from Erpetoichthys calabaricus (reedfish), 406 nucleotides. Its product is annotated as G2/M phase-specific E3 ubiquitin-protein ligase-like. NCBI's taxonomy places the organism in Eukaryota, Metazoa, Chordata, Cladistia, Polypteriformes, Polypteridae. The transcript is spliced from 2 exons. Bases 56 to 376 code for a protein of 106 amino acids. The record is from RefSeq and is a predicted model, not a curated record.
UACAGCUCCUUUUUUUAAAGCCCUUGCCAAUGAUGAGUACUUUACCAUUGGAAGAAUGAUUGCUAUAUCACUUAUCCAUGCUGGUCCUGGCCCACAGUUUUUAUCUCGUAACCUUCUGAAUUAUAUUGUGGGAACUGGUGAGAUUUCUCCAUCAAUUGAAGAUAUAUCAGAUCCUGAUAUUUACAAGAUGCUCCAAAAGAUAAAAAUGGCAUUAAGUCUCAACAUCCUGAGAAAUACUAUAGAAGAAAAUGGCACAAUGCUUCUGAUAGCAGGAUGGCUUAACCACGUUAAAGAAGUUGAUGAAAGAGAGAAACUUGUUCAGGAUUAUCUGGAAUGGUACUUUUUUACAAGAAACAGUCAAGGUAUUGGAAGGUAAUCUACAUUUUGUGCAACUGAGAAUAGUUGG